GCAUGUAUUACGGUAUAUUCGGAUUACACAGAUCUGAAAUGUCAGAGAGCUGCCACUACUACGAUGAUUCUUCGUUCUUCUUUAUGGGACUUUCCUGUAAAACAUCCCAAUAAAGUACAUUUCUCCUUCAGUGAGGAAGAUAUUAAACGAGCUCGUCUGUCUGCUAAACUCGGCUUUGAUGUGGAGAAUGGCCCCUCUCCAGGCCGGAGUCCAUUGGAUCCUCAAGCCAGUCCUGGAUCAGGGCUUGUCUUGCACACUAAUUUUCCAAGCCAUAGUCAGCGCCGGGAAUCCUUUCUGUAUCGCUCAGACAGUGACUAUGAAUUGUCACCAAAGUCUAUGUCCAGGAAUUCAUCAAUUGCAAGUGAAAUACAUGGAGAUGACUUGAUAGUUACACCGUUUGCACAGGUACUGGCCAGCUUGCGGAGUGUGAGGAGCAAUUUCUCAAUACUAACAAAUGUUCAUGGAGCCCCAAGCAAAAGAUCUCCAGCCACAAGUCAACCACCCCUUACAAGAAUCAGUCUGACAGAAGAAAACUACCAAAAGUUAGCUAUGGAGACUCUGGAAGAAUUAGACUGGUGUUUGGAUCAACUUGAGACAAUACAAACAUACCGGUCAGUCAGCGAGAUGGCUUCGAAUAAGUUUAAGAGAAUGCUGAACCGUGAGCUCACUCAUCUCUCAGAAAUGAGUCGGUCAGGCAACCAAGUAUCCGAGUUCAUUUCCAAUACCAUUUUGGACAAGCAGAAUGAUGUGGAGAUGCCGUCCCCCACACAGAAAGACAGAGACAAGAAGAAAAAGAAACAGCUGAUGACACAGAUUAGCGGAGUGAAAAAGCUGAUGCACAGUUCUAGCCUGACAUAUUCAAGCAUACCCCGAUUUGCUGUCAAAACUGACAUGGAAGAUUGCCUUUCCAAGGAACUGGAUGACCUGAAUAAAUGGGGACUUAACAUAUUCAAAGUGGCAGAGUUUUCAAACAAUCGACCUCUCACCUGCAUUAUGUACAGCAUCUUUCAGGAGAGGGAUCUGCUGAAGACAUUUCGGAUCCCAGUGGAUACAUUUGUUACAUACGUCAUGACACUGGAGGACCACUACCAUUCUGACGUAGCCUACCAUAACAGUCUGCAUGCUGCUGAUGUUGCUCAGUCUACACAUAUUCUUCUUUUAACACCAGCACUAGAUGCUGUGUUCACAGACCUUGAGAUACUUGCUGCAAUUUUUGCCGCAGCAAUCCAUGAUGUGGAUCAUCCUGGUGUCUCAAAUCAGUUCUUAAUUAAUACCAAUUCCGAGUUAGCACUGAUGUACAAUGAUGAGUCUGUGUUAGAAAACCACCAUCUGGCUGUAGGUUUUAAACUGCUGCAGGAGGACUCCUGUGACAUUUUUCAGAAUCUUACCAAGAAGCAACGGCAGAUGCUAAGGAAGAUGGUUAUUGAGAUUGUGUUGGCCACAGACAUGUCAAAACAUAUGACCUUGCUGGCAGAUCUCAAGACUAUGGUGGAAACAAAGAAAGUGACGAGUUCAGGUGUUUUACAACUUGAUAAUUACACAGAUAGAAUUCAGGUUCUCCGUAACAUGGUACACUGUGCUGAUUUGAGCAAUCCCACAAAGUCACUGGAGUUGUACAGACAAUGGACGGAUCGAAUCAUGGAUGAAUUCUUUCACCAGGGAGACAAAGAACGGGAGCGAGGCAUGGAAAUAAGUCCAAUGUGUGACAAACACACAGCAAUAGUUGAAAAAUCCCAGGUUGGAUUCAUUGAUUACAUUGCACAUCCAUUGUGGGAAACAUGGGCUGAUCUUGUUCAUCCUGAUGCACAGGAUAUUCUAGACACAUUGGAGGACAAUAGGAAUUGGUAUCAGAGCAUGAUACCCCAGAGCCCAUCCCCUUCCCCUGAUGAGCAAGAGAAAGAAGGACAGUGUUCCACUGAAAAAUUCCAAUUUGAACUCACACUAGAAGAAAAUGAGGAUUCUGAAGAAACUGAGAAAGAGGAAACAAGUCAGGGAGAAGAGGACAGUAGCUGUCAGAGCUGUGAAACAAAAAUAUUUGUUGCACUGGAGUCCGAGAACCAGGAAACAGAGAUGGAAGAAGCACAAACCGAUCCACUCACGGAAGACACAACGCCUGUAGAUACGUAAAUUUUCUAAAGGUGUGGACAUAUGCUUAUUGUCACACUUGCAAUUUAUCUGUAGGAGAAAAGCCUAUGAUAUGGGCUUAUAAUCCUAGAUGGACAUUUGCCGAAGAAAGCUUGCCAUUAUGGUUCAGAUGAUGAAUUAUCAUGACACCAAGGUUGGAAAGACAAUAAUGGUGGAAACAAAUAGAAGUUUUGACGUAGGGGCUUAUUGACAAGCAAUGUUUAUUUGAAACUGGUGGGCACAAGCCAUCCAAAAGUAGGGAUGAGCAUGCAAAUGAAUGACACAACACUGAGAGAUUUUGUAUUGCAAGGCACUGAUACUGCAUUCCAGUCUCAACAAUAUGAAAUAGCUUUUCAUGUAAGAAAAUGUUCUCUGUUAAGUCAAUGAUGUCUUAGGACUGUGUGCCUUUUGAAAAACGUUUCUGUCCUUCCAAAAGUAUUUUAAGUGAACACAAUUUACUAAAAUCCUAACAGAACUUUUCUACAUAUGAUGAAUAGUGGCAUGAACAAAUGAGAAUUAAGUCUUCCGUUUCCCAUCAUAGACAAAAUGGCAAUAUCUUCCAGUUAUCAGUAAAUUGUUUAUAAGGUGUAUUCUUCGGUGUAUCUUUACUUUUGAAAGUUUAAAAAGGGGACAAACAGUUUAAACACAUUUUUUUAAUGUAUCCCAACUAUUCUGGUGGUUUAGAAAUGUUUUCUUUUUUAUAUCUGCCUUUUUUUAAGAAAUGUUCUUGGGAUAGUCUAAAUACCUACUUGUUACACAUUACCACAGUUCUUCAAGGAGGGAAGGCAAUUUAACUUUACUCCGUAAUGCAAGUUUGAAGAUCUGAACACAAUAUCAAGUCACUGAUUCUGUGAAAUAUACCAAAUGAUAAACUCACAGUUCACCCUGUAACUAACAAAAUAAGUGAGAAGGUUGAAUGGCUCACUAAUUUUGAGCCUUUUAGGACACGAGAUAAUAUUUCCAACUCACAGUUCACCCUGUAACUAAGAAAACGAGUGAGAAGGUUGAAUGGCUCACUAAGUUUGAGCCUUCAGGGCAAGAGCUUAGAUCCAGCUCAGAUUGAUGUGUUGAAAGAAAAUUUGGGCACUCCACUCUGGCAUGGACCCUCCAGAAAAGUUGCUCACCACCCGAGAUUUGGUCUAAUUUGAUGUUAAUUCUGAGAAACCACCCGGAUCAUAUGUUAGGAUAAUGAAAGAAUCCUAAGAUUGUAUAGAUGAAAGGAAGCAGUAAACUUUCUUUGGAUCAAACAUGCAAAAAAAAACACAAAAAUGAUACAUCCCCAUAAUGUCAGUUAGCAUUUUUUUAAAAUCAUUCACACCACGUCCUUUGGGAAUUAGGAUCUGUUUAUUGGGAAAUGUAAGGGAGUUUUCCUUUGGAAAUGUUCUGGAAGUUAUGCCAUGUCAUUUUCCAGGUUCUGAAAGCAGAUGCAUGCGCCAAACUCAGACCUUUGUAGAAAGACACGAGUUUCAUAAGGAAUUGUGAUUUCUUGUGUAACCUUGCAGCUUGGAUUCCAGUCAUUUUAGUUCAAAGAAAUCAAUCUCUUAAUCCCUUUAGAGCAUUUUCUUUGGGGUUUUUGCAUUAGUGAUAUAUGCUGGAAAAGUGUUAGUUAAUGUUUAUUAACCAGCAGUGUUAAUGUUCAAAUAAAUUGUGGGCUAAUUUUAAUUAAGUUAACAAAUGAAUUAUAUGACAUCACCAAAAUCAAAUAAAAAUUAUCUUUUCUUUUUUUCUCUUUUUACUCUUCAAAAUGGAAACUUUUGAUUGGGAAGAGGUUUCAGCUCUAUUUUCAUAAUUCCACUUCUUAAAAUCUGGUAUUUUGGCGCACACAUAUUGCCUGAUCCACGAUAGGCCAAAAUUUUUCAAACACACAUUACCAAUGUUAGGUAUGAUCACCCACAAUUAUAAAUUGUCUUUUCAAAUGGGAAUAUUUCACUGGAUAAUUGGGUAGUUAGAGGGCGUUGGAAGUGCACAAUGAUGCCUUCCUCCUUGUUUGUACUCUGAAACCAUGGCACCACUUUUCAUUGUUCCUAUUCAUGAUCUUAACAGUCAUAGAAAAACAUUGUCUACGUGCAGCUACUUCUAACCAACAAUUUUAGAACAAACUCUGGCAAAAUGAGUUUGUAUUAGGAGACCUUGGUGAGCAUUUAGAUAUUUUUACAUGUAUCAUGUAGAACUAAGAGACUGUUCACUUGAAUGCUUUUAACCUUUAAUUUAUUUAGGUGUCUUGACAUUCUUCGUCAGCUUGGGCAUCUUUUGUAUAGCAUUGCAAACCAUAUUCUUAGAACACAUCCAUUUUCUAUUUAGAGCCCUGUAUUUAUACCAUGUACAUACUGUAUAAUGUUUGCUGUAAAUUAUUAAUUUAUACAGGUACAUUAACAUUGCCUUUAAAGUGGUGGUGUUGCUGUGUAGAAAAUUUCAGGUGAAAAUUCCCUUUUUACCUUUUUUUUAAUAAUGGUGUAAUAUAGAGUAACCUGAACAGUCGUGAUAAAGAGACA
Molecule: messenger RNA, 4616 nt
Organism: Hypanus sabinus (Atlantic stingray)
Lineage: Eukaryota; Metazoa; Chordata; Chondrichthyes; Myliobatiformes; Dasyatidae
Gene: pde4ba
Product: phosphodiesterase 4B, cAMP-specific a
Exons: 15
Coding region: 64-2127 (687 amino acids)
Biological process (GO): signal transduction
Cellular component (GO): nucleus; perinuclear region of cytoplasm; cytosol
Molecular function (GO): transmembrane transporter binding; 3',5'-cyclic-AMP phosphodiesterase activity
Source: RefSeq, a predicted model, not a curated record